AUGAAACGAGGAAGGAAAACGAAUGAGGCCAACAGCAGUUCAGAGGCAGCCGAGAAAGGAUCCAAGAGACACAAGGCUACCGACGAGAAGACCCUAGCUGUGCAAAGACCUGACUGGGCGAACCUGCUUCAAGACAUUAUCCUGCAGGUAUUCCAGUACUUGCCCCUUCUGGAUCGCGCUCACGCGUCGCAGGUCUGCCGGAGCUGGAACCAAGUCUUUCAUAUGCCCGAUCUCUGGAGGUGUUUCGAGUUUGAACUCAAUCAACCAGCUACGUCUUACUUGAGGGCUACGCAUCCUGAACUAAUCAAGCAAAUAAUAAAGCGGCAUUCCAAUCACCUGCAGUACGUCAGCUUCAAGGUGGACAGUAGCAAGGAAUCUGCAGAAGCAGCUUGUGAUAUUUUAUCGCAGCUCGUGAACUGCUCUCUGAAAACACUUGGGCUAAUUUCAACUGCCCGGCCAAGCUUCAUGGAUUUACCAAAGUCUCACUUUAUUUCUGCACUGACAGUGGUGUUUGUAAACUCCAAAUCCCUGUCCUCGCUUAAGAUUGACGACACACCGGUAGAUGAUCCCUCGCUCAAAGUGCUAGUGGCUAACAACAGCGACACCCUCAAACUGUUGAAAAUGAGCAGUUGUCCUCAUGUUUCUCCAGCUG
Eurypyga helias (sunbittern) is the source of this 652-nucleotide messenger RNA. RefSeq names its product F-box/LRR-repeat protein 3-like. The transcript is spliced from 3 exons. The record is from RefSeq and is a predicted model, not a curated record. Gene Ontology annotation, cellular component: SCF ubiquitin ligase complex. Gene Ontology annotation, biological process: positive regulation of protein ubiquitination; SCF-dependent proteasomal ubiquitin-dependent protein catabolic process. Gene Ontology annotation, molecular function: protein binding. The annotation marks the transcript as partial. NCBI's taxonomy places the organism in Eukaryota, Metazoa, Chordata, Aves, Eurypygiformes, Eurypygidae.